CUCUUGUACACUUGUCAUUCAUUUCUCUUGCUCCUCCACGCGACGGUAACAGCCACAGCUCCGACGACAUUGCACCACUCAUCUCCAACGACUCACUAACUCUGAGCUCCGAAGAAUUCGCAUUUUCCAACACCAUACAGCCACCAUGGAUGUUGAUUCACAGCCAACUAUGGAAGAAACGAUUCUGGUGGGCGAUGACCUGAUGAUGGGUCCACCGUCACCUGUUGUGCCACCUGAAAUCGCAUCCCACGUUCUCCGCGGUGUUGAUUUGUGUGAUGGAAUCCUCAAGAACCUGUUUUUGUGCUUGCAAAUCAAUGACAUUGAACCAUUCUGCCAGGAUGAGCUUGCUCUUUAUAAACAAUGUGCUGAAAGAAGGGACAAGGAGAUUAGGAAUCGUCUUCAAGAAAGUGAGCGGAAAUUGGGCUCAUCAAUGCCUUUCGAUGAAGCCAAGGAGAGAGUUACCCAGCUUGAGAAAGAAGUUACGUCAUUGGAUAGGCGCCUCAUUCUUGCUAGUGGAGUUGAAGGCAUGGAAGGUUUUCGCCAAAGAUGGAGUUUACAUGGCCGCUUAACUGAUACCAAGAAAAGGUUGGAGUCCUUAAAGCAGGGCAUAGAUAGCAGAAAAUGAGGAUGGUCCAUUAGGGAAUCAGCAACAGAAAUUUGGUUCCUAGAUGAAGGUUGAACCUGCAUUAUGGUGGCACCUUGUUAUAUGCAUCCAUCCAAAUCUUUUAGAAAUAUGGUAUUCCUAUUAUUUGUUGUCAUAGAUUUAACGAUGUAUGUAUUUUGGUGCCCUCAAUAGUCAACAUUUUCAUUCUACCUGUGCUCCCUCUACUUUCUAAGGAAAUAGUCACAUUAUAUCUAA
Messenger RNA from Arachis duranensis, 859 nucleotides. RefSeq lists its product as uncharacterized. The transcript has 6 exons. The record is from RefSeq and is a predicted model, not a curated record. The coding region runs from base 146 to 625 and encodes 159 amino acids. Lineage: Eukaryota; Viridiplantae; Streptophyta; Magnoliopsida; Fabales; Fabaceae.